AUGCGUGCCACCACCGUUGGGAUCGUCUCCAUCGGAGACAUGGGCUUGGGCAUGGCGAAUCUGCUCAAGGGCCAUGAUUACCGGGUAGUCACCGUCGCGGAGGGGAGAAGUGAACACACGCUGGCGCGAAUCCACGCGGCUGGCAUCGAGGCACUGUCUUCAGAUCAGGAGCUCGUGAUCCAGGCGGACUACAUCUUAUCCAUCCUGCCUCCGCGGAAUGCUCUCGCGACGGCGGAGCGCAUUGCGGGGGCCUACAGGCAGCCCGAUACAGCAAGUAGACGGCAGGAGUUGGAGGACGUUAACCAUCGGCCGAACCGAAGCGAUCUCUUCUACCUCGACCUCAAUGCAAAGCCAGCCCGAUGGGCCCAGCAGAUGGCAGCGCUGUAUGAGCCCACCUCAAUCGGGUCAUUGGCCGGGAGCCACUUCCUCGAUGGCGGGAUCAUUGGGGGCCCGCCAAAGCUUACAGACGGAAAGUGGAAGAAGCCCAGCGUGGUGCUGUCGGGCGCGCUCGUUUCGCCGCGGGUUGGCGCGGCGUCCACACUCAAGAUGUCCUUUGCGGCACUCACCAAGGGCCUCACUGCGCUGUCGAUUCUGUCCUUCUCCACCGCUCAGCGGGAAUCGCUUCUCCCGGAGCUGCUGGAGCAUCUCGACACUUUCUCCCCACACACGGGCUCGUUGGCUCGCGCUGGCGUCAUAGGGAUGAGUCCCAAGGCGUACCGAUGGGUGGACGAGAUGCGCGGCAUCGGUGAAACGUUCGAUUCAGAGGGUGGAUGGGAUGGAGUCGGGGCCAGUAUCUAUGGCGGAAUUGCCGAGGUCUACCGCGCCGUAGCGGAGGAUACAAUCCUAGGUCAAGAACGUGUCGAGCAGCGACGACGUGGGACCAGCGUGGAGGAUGCAGCCGGCAUCAUUGCUCAGCGAGGAACGGAGCACGAUAUCGGAAAUUCUAUGUCAUAG
Molecule: messenger RNA, 954 nt
Organism: Penicillium cinerascens
Lineage: Eukaryota; Fungi; Ascomycota; Eurotiomycetes; Eurotiales; Aspergillaceae
Product: DUF1932 domain-containing protein
Exons: 3
Coding region: 1-954 (317 amino acids)
Molecular function (GO): oxidoreductase activity; NADP binding
Source: RefSeq, a predicted model, not a curated record